Aspergillus tubingensis is the source of this 615-nucleotide messenger RNA. Its product is annotated as nucleotide triphosphate diphosphatase NUDT15. NCBI's taxonomy places the organism in Eukaryota, Fungi, Ascomycota, Eurotiomycetes, Eurotiales, Aspergillaceae. The transcript is spliced from 3 exons. Gene Ontology annotation, cellular component: cytosol. Bases 1 to 615 code for a protein of 204 amino acids. Gene Ontology annotation, molecular function: 8-oxo-7,8-dihydrodeoxyguanosine triphosphate pyrophosphatase activity. The record is from RefSeq and is a predicted model, not a curated record. Gene Ontology annotation, biological process: dGTP catabolic process.
AUGACCACCCACACAAAUGCCCGCGUCGGUGUCGCCGUCUUCAUCUUCAACGGUCACAACGAAUUUAUUAUCGGUCAGAGAAAAGGCAGUCACGGUGCUGGAACCUGGGCCCUCCCAGGCGGACAUCUCGAACUCAACGAGUCAUUCGAGACAUGCACAGAGCGCGAAAUCCUCGAAGAGACAAAUCUCAAGGUCCAAGACAUCCGUUUCUUGACUGUCACUAACGAUAUCAUGAAAGCCGAGGGAAAGCACUACAUUACUGUGGUAAUGGGGUGUAAGCUUUGUGAUGUUGAUGCGCAGCCUGAGCUCAUGGAACCCAACAAAUGCAGCGGAUGGGAAUGGACAACCUGGGAACAGCUACGAAUGGAUUAUUAUGCUGGAAAGGGUCGUCCUUGGGUUGAGAGAAACUCUCGGAAGUUAACACCAGCAGCUGCCUACGAUGAGGCUGUCUUUUCUGAAAAAGGAGAGAUUAUUCCUGAGAGUGAUUCGAUGGAGGUGGAUGAAAGUACCGAGAUUAUUUAUCCUCCCACUCGACAGCUCUUUCUUCCUCUGGUGAAUCUGUUUGAGCAGAGGGGUGGCUUUGAUCCUGUUGCGGAUUAUUGGAUUGCAGAUUAG